Molecule: messenger RNA, 1158 nt
Organism: Clonostachys rhizophaga
Lineage: Eukaryota; Fungi; Ascomycota; Sordariomycetes; Hypocreales; Bionectriaceae
Source: the annotation of a GenBank genome assembly
AUGUACGGACUGCCACUCCUCGUCGCGGGAGCAGCUCUCUCGGCUGGAGCUGCUGCCGCGGACUCGACGUCGUACCUCAAAGUCAUGGCUGAUUCCUACAUCCGACGUGGUGUGCGGGCCGGCUAUCACUACGGCGAGGCUACUCUAUACACGGGCCUGGAGACCACUCUCACCCAGACCAAGAACGAGAGCAUCAAGUCGUGGUACAAGAACCAGAUCGAUACCGGUGUCCUCGGCGAGGACGGCAACCUUAUUGACUGGAACUUGACCUACUACUCGCUCGACGACUAUCGCAUCGGUAACAACCUGAUCUGGUGGCACGAGCAGACGGGCGAGGAGAAGUACGCCGCCGCCGCCAAGGUCAUCCGCGAGCAGCUGAACCGACACCCGCGCAAUGCUGGUGGCGGCUUCUGGCACCGUCAGCCCAACUACCCCAACCAGAUGUGGCUCGACGGCAUCUUCAUGGCCGACAGCUUCUACUCCAAGUGGACCAGCGUCUACGACCCCGACAACUCCACUGCCUGGGACGACAUCAUCCUGCAGUACGAUCUCAUCGAGGAGCGAACCCGCAACCACACCACCAACCUGCUCGUCCACGGCUACGACCACGGUAAGACAGCAGUGUGGGCAGACCCCGUGACGGGAGCUGCGCCUCUCGUCUGGGGCCGUGCCGUCGGAUGGUACUACAUGUCCCUCCUUGAGGCCAUUGAGACGUUCCCUGAAUCGCACGCUGGCCACGCACGCCUCGUCAACUACUUCAAGACCCUCUCCAAGGGCCUCAAGGAGGCAGACGAGAAGGACGGCGGCUGGUGGCUCAUCCUGACGGACCCCUACCCCGGGGCCGCUGGCAACUACAUUGAGAGCAGUGCCCACGCCAUGUUUGUCUAUGGAUUGCUCAAGGGUAUCCGAACUGGUCUCCUCGACAAGAACGAGUAUCAGGCGGUGGCGAGCAGCUCGUACAAGGCCAUGAUUGACAAGUUUGUCACGGAGAACGAUGACGGCACGCUCAACUUCAUUGAGACUGUCCAGGUCGGAUCUCUCAGCUCCAACGGCACCUACGAAUACUACAUUGGUGUCCCGAGGGUUAUCAACGACAACAGGGCUGGCGGUCCCUUCUUGCUGGCUGCCGCAGAAUGGGAGUUGAAGUGCAAGAAAUGA